AGGUAAAAACGUUCUAAAGCAUGGAAGAAGUGAUUAACUAUCGAAGCGAUUUGUUCCGGCUCUCCGAUAACCUAGAAACCCUACACAUUGAGGAGAAAUUUGGAAUUAAAUGUGACUUGACGUGCAAAAUCGAAGAGAAUAUGACUACUUUCGAGUUUCAAUUUGAUCUGCGAGACUUUAAAAAUAACGGAUUCAAGCAGCUCACCGCAGAAAUCACCAUAAGACCGGACCCCGAAAAUCCGAUAUUUGAGCUGAUUCAUCGGAAAUUGGAUAUUUUGGACAUUGAUGAGCACCGUGUCAAUUUUUCCGUCGAAAAUAAAAAUACACAAAGUCUUGCUGAAACUCGAGCAAUUUUGGAGCUCAUUUUGACACCAAUCCGGGAAAAAUUUUCGUAUCGGGAAAUGUUCAUGCCAUCCCAGAAAACAGAUGCGAUUUUGAUGAUUGGUGGCGAAAAACUUCAUGUUAAUAAAGCGUUCCUCUCCUUCCAUUCGGACUUCUUCCACGAGUUGUUCUCGGCGAGCUCCACAGAAAGCGAGAUUCCAGAGAUCCCAAUUCGUGACGUCUCCGCUGAGGAUAUGGGUCUUCUUCUCAGCACAAUCUACCCGGAUCUAGUGUUUCCCACGGACAAGACCGCCGCGAAGCUUCUGACGCUCGCCAAUCGAUUCCAAAUGCGGGCGGUCACCGCGCAAGUGGAACACCAUCUGCUCUGGCAUUCGGAUAUUGAAAUUGAAAAGCUGAUUCUGAUGGCGAACACGUUUGGAAUGAAGGAUCUGCUCAAGGAGUGCACUUGCGAUGGAGGAAACAAAACCCCGGGAGAGGUGCCCAUUUCGGUCCAGUGACGAGUCGGAAAGUGAAUCUGAAUCCAGCGAGAGUUCCAGUUCCAGCAGCUCCAGCAGAAGCAGUUCCUCGUCCGAUUCUAGUUAAUUUUUCGCAUUUCUCGGUUAGAAAAUCUUUAUGAAAAGUUAUAUUAGAAAGUUUCCCUUGUAUAAAAAUAUAUCUUUGCCCUCUC
This is a messenger RNA of Caenorhabditis elegans, 1009 nucleotides long. It is a transcript of the gene btb-7, whose product is annotated as BTB domain-containing protein. Bases 21 to 839 code for a protein of 272 amino acids. The record is from RefSeq and is marked reviewed. The transcript is spliced from 4 exons. NCBI's taxonomy places the organism in Eukaryota, Metazoa, Nematoda, Chromadorea, Rhabditida, Rhabditidae.